AUGGCUUCUUUUUUCAAUUCAUGGAGCCUUAACUUCUUAUUGAUUGCAUUAACAUCGACAUUGAUAGGCACAUCCAUGGCUAUAGGUUAUAGUACUCAAUUGCCCGUAUUUCGUCCAAGUCAAUGGCAUCUCGCUCAUGCCACAUUUUAUGGUGAUGAAACUGCCUCUGCGACAAUGGGAGGGGCUUGUGGGUAUGGAAAUUUGUUCCAAAAUGGAUAUGGAACGGACACAGCAGCAUUGAGCACAACAUUAUUCAACAAUGGGUAUGCAUGUGGGACAUGUUAUCAAAUAAAGUGUGUGCAAUCUCCUUGGUGCUAUAAAGAUGUGCCAUUUACUACAGUAACUGCUACGAACCUUUGCCCUCCAAAUUGGAGUGAAGACUCCAAUAAUGGGGGAUGGUGCAACCCUCCUCGAGUUCAUUUUGACAUGUCCAAACCUGCUUUCAUGAAAAUUGCCCAAUGGAAAGCUGGCAUCGUCCCAGUUAUGUAUCGCAGGGUACCAUGCAUAAGAAGUGGUGGGCUUAGAUUCACAUUCCAAGGAAAUGGGUAUUGGCUACUGGUAUAUGUGAUGAAUGUAGGAGGAGGUGGUGACAUUUCAGGUAUGUGGGUAAAGGGAAGUAAGACGGGAUGGAUAAGCAUGAGCCAUAACUGGGGAGCUUCUUAUCAGGCUUUUGCUAGUUUAGGAGGCCAAUCUUUAUCUUUCAAGAUUACUUCAUAUACAACAAAGCAGACUAUUUUUGCAUGGAAUGUUGCUCCUGCAAACUGGAAUGUAGGGUUGACAUAUAAGACAAAUGUCAACUUCCGUUGA
Jatropha curcas is the source of this 807-nucleotide messenger RNA. Its product is annotated as expansin-A7. Gene Ontology annotation, cellular component: extracellular region. Gene Ontology annotation, biological process: plant-type cell wall organization. The record is from RefSeq and is a predicted model, not a curated record. NCBI's taxonomy places the organism in Eukaryota, Viridiplantae, Streptophyta, Magnoliopsida, Malpighiales, Euphorbiaceae.